AUGCUCACGUCUCGCGUCCUCUCGUUUUCUUGCCUGUCCCUCGUGUUUUAUGCCAGGGCGGCAACAGUUACUUAUGAUUUUAAUGUAACAUGGGUGUGGGCAAAUCCUGAUGGAUUGUUUGGAAGGCCCGUCGCGGGCAUAAACAACAAGUGGCCAUGUCCAACAAUCGAGGCCUCCAAGGGCGACACGAUCGUCGUCAACGUCAACAACCAGCUGGGUAAUCAGACCACCGGACUUCAUUUCCACGGUGUCAGACAGAUUGGUACGCCGAUGAUGGACGGUCCCAGUAGCGUCAACCAGUGUCCGAUCGCGCCCGGCUCCUCGUUCAAGUACCAGUUCACGGUGAACGUGCCUGGUACCUAUUGGUGGCACUCGCACAACAUGGGGCAGUAUCCUGACGGUCUGCGCGGUCCUUUGAUCGUGCACGAUCCUGAUGACCCCUACAAAAGCGACUACGACGAGGAGCACAUUCUCACGUUCUCGGAUUGGUACCACAAUGACAGCACCACCGCGGUCCAGGACAUGCUCGUCCCUACCAACACAGUAUUCAAGCCUCCCAUCCCGGACAGCUUGAUUGUCAACGAAGGGCAGGGUUUGCAUCUCAACUUUACAAGCGGCAAGAAAUAUCGCAUUCGGAUGAUCAACUAUGCCGCCUUCGGAUCGGCCAUGAUCCACUUCAACUCGCACACCAUGAACAUCAUCAGCGCCGAUGCGAUCAACGUCAAGAAACAGGACGCUUACCAUCUCCGGCUUGCGCCUGCCCAGCGGUACGACGUCUUGAUCGCUGCGGCGGACGGGGACAACGCAAACUACCCCUUCCUUGUCUCUCUGGACCUCAAUCGCGAUUGGACCAACUCCUCGUCGACGCUGAACUGGAGUCACAAUUACACAGGCUAUCUCGUGAUGGACCCGUCCCAGCCGCUCGAUUUGCUUGAUGUCGUGGAUAAGUGGGAUCCGAUUGACGAGUUUCGUUCCCUCCAUCCCUACGACGGAGCUCCGGCCCUCGGCCCAUAUGACAAGCUGAUCCUGCUUGACUUCAAGUUCUGCCUCGACCAGAACGGAUACCCACGGUCGUGCUUUAACAACGUUACGUACAUUAAUCAGCUAGUGCCGACCCUCUACAGCGCCGCCACGACCGGUGAUCAAAACACGAAUCCGGUGGUGUACGGCCAGGUCAACCCGUUCAUUGUGAACUACAAUGAGACGGUGCAGCUGGUAAUGAACAACUUCGACAAUGCCAACCACCCGUUCCACCUCCACGGGCACCACUUCCAAGUGCUCGAUCGCCCCCCCAGCGGCACAGGCGCCUGGUCGGGUCGUGACACCAACUACACCAACACGCCUACCCUGCGCGACACCGUCACCGUCAUGCCCAACUCGUACACGGUGCUGCGCUUCAAGGCCGACAACCCGGGGGUGUGGCUCUUCCACUGCCACAUCGAGUGGCACGUCGAGAUGGGCCUAACCGCCACCAUCAUCGAGGCGCCCGACCGCCUGAGGAAUAUGACCUUCCCUCAGGAUCAUAUUGACACGUGCAAGAAGUUGGGAAUCCCGUACCAGGGGAACGCCGUGGGCAACACGCAAACCGUGACGGAUACAUCGGGCUACGCCACUGUGGCGCCUACAACUUAUACUGGGUUAGUUUUCUCCCUUGUUCUUCUUCUUCUUCUUCUCCAUCAUCAUUGCCUCCAUCGUCUUGGUCGUCCUCAUCUCCUCUUCCGACCUUCUUGUUACUUCAUUCCCCUCGUACUUUCAUAUUGUUACCCGCUCUUGGGCGGGAGCCAUAAGCUGACCUUGUUUGCAACUAGUGCCGAUUACACUCCCGUACCCCGACAGAACCGCGAUUUCAUCGGCCCGAGAAGAGGGCGGCGGGUAGUUCGAGGUUUUUGA
Molecule: messenger RNA, 1890 nt
Organism: Chaetomium strumarium
Lineage: Eukaryota; Fungi; Ascomycota; Sordariomycetes; Sordariales; Chaetomiaceae
Product: multicopper oxidase like protein
Exons: 4
Coding region: 1-1890 (629 amino acids)
Biological process (GO): reductive iron assimilation; cellular response to iron ion starvation
Cellular component (GO): high-affinity iron permease complex
Molecular function (GO): copper ion binding; ferroxidase activity
Source: RefSeq, a predicted model, not a curated record